Messenger RNA from Centruroides sculpturatus (bark scorpion), 3567 nucleotides. It is a transcript of the gene Cand1, whose product is annotated as cullin-associated NEDD8-dissociated protein 1-like. Gene Ontology annotation, biological process: SCF complex assembly; protein ubiquitination. The record is from RefSeq and is a predicted model, not a curated record. Gene Ontology annotation, cellular component: nucleus. Bases 18 to 3326 code for a protein of 1102 amino acids. Lineage: Eukaryota; Metazoa; Arthropoda; Arachnida; Scorpiones; Buthidae. The transcript is spliced from 21 exons.
UUAUAUAUUAUAAUCAUAUGUUACAGCAAGAAGAUGUUUCUGUACAGUUAGAAGCUCUUGAUAUUCUUGGUGACCUUCUUUGUAGAUUUGGAGGGUUAUUAGUCAAUUUUCAUCCUCUUAUUAAGGAUGCCUUGUUGCCUCAGUUAGCUAGUCCAAGAUUGGCUGUACGAAAACGCUCCAUAACUGCUAUAGGCUAUUUAGUGAUGAGUUGUAGUCAAGUACUCUUUAAUAAAUUGAUUGAUAAACUUUUAGAAGAAAUGGAUAAAGAUGACUCCACAUCAACUACACGAACAUAUAUUCAAUGUAUUGGUGCUAUUAGUCGACAAGCAGGACAUCGAUUUGGAGAACAUUUAGAAAGAGUGAUGCCUUUAGUUGUUGGCUAUUGUAAAGUGGAAGAUGAUGAAUUGAGGGAAUAUUGUAUUCAAGCAUUUGAAUCUUUUGUUAGACGAUGUCCUAAAGAAAUAUCUCCUCAAGUUACUACAAUAGUAAAAAUUUGUCUUGAAUAUCUUUGUUAUGAUCCUAACUAUAAUUAUGAUGAUGAAGCAGAUGAUAGUAUGGAUAUGGAUGGAGGAGAAGAUGAAGAAGGGGACAGUGAAGAUGAAUAUAGUGAUGAUGAUGACAUGAGUUGGAAAGUUCGGAGAGCAUCAGCCAAAUGCUUAGAAGCUAUCGUAGCAACAAGACAUGAAAUGUUAAUGGAAUUUUACAAGACAAUUUCUCCAGCUCUAAUUUCUAGGUUUAAAGAGAGAGAGGAAAAUGUGAAAGUUGACAUAUUCCAUGCAUAUGUUGCCUUGCUUCGUCAGACUCGUCCAUCCAUCCCAGCAGGAAUGAUUGAUCCAAGUGUUAUGGACUAUGAAGAAGGACCAGUACACAUGCUGCAGAGUCAGGUGCCUGCCAUUGUUAAAGCUCUUCAUCGUCAAUUGAAAGAAAAAAGUAUCAAAACAAGACAAGGAUCAUUUUGUGUUUUGACAGAACUUGUUAAUGUUUUACCUGGUGCUCUAUCAGAUCAUAUUCCUGCAUUGAUUCCUGGAAUCCAAUAUUCUUUAGGAGAGAAAAAUUCCAGUUCAAAUAUGAAAAUAGAUACUUUAGCUUUUUUAAAUUGCCUUCUAACGUACCAUAAUCCAGAAGUUUUUCAUUGUCAUAUUGAUGUUCUUGUUCAGCCUAUAAUUCAUGCAGUAGGAGAUAUGUUUUAUAAAAUAACAUCAGAAGCCUUACUUGUACUUCAGCAAUUAGUAAAAGUAAUCCGACCUCUUGAUCAUCCAACAUCAUUUGAUUUCACUCCAUUUGUGAAUGAAAUAUAUCAGUGUACUUUAGUCAGAUUAAAAGCUGCUGAUAUUGAUCAAGAAGUAAAAGAACGAGCAAUUUCAUGCAUGGGUCAAAUAAUAUGCAAUCUUGGAGAUGUCUUGCAACCUGAACUACAAACAUGCCUACCUAUCUUUUUAGAUAGAUUAAAGAAUGAAAUUACAAGAUUAACUACAGUGAAAGCUUUAACAAAAAUUGCUGGAUCUCCCUUAAUUAUUGAUUUGGGACCAAUCCUUUCGGAAUCUAUGCCAGUUUUAGCAUCUUUCCUUCGCAAAAACCAAAGAGCACUGAAACUUAGUACACUUACGUUACUAGAUACACUUGUAAAAAAUUAUAGUAGUUCAUUGACUAAAGAUAUGAUUUCAGCAGUUAUGACAGAAUUACCUCCAUUAAUUUGUGAAAGUGAUUUACAUAUUUCACAGUUAACAUUGAGUUUACUUACAUCUAUAUCUAAAGUUCAACAAGAAGCACUUCUAAAUGUUACUGAUGCAAUUCUUCCAGAAGUUUUAGUACUUGUGAAAUCUCCAUUAUUGCAAGGUGCUGCUUUAAAUGCAAUGUUAGAAUUCUUCCAAGCAUUGGUGAUGUCAUAUCUACCUGGUCUUGGAUACAGAGAACUAUUACAGAAAUUAAUAUCGCCAAUUUAUCAUCAUGUUGAAAAUCAUCCAUCACCAUCUCAUAAUAUUCAUAAACAAGCAUAUCAUUCUAUUGCAAAAUGUGUUGCUGCAAUGACUGUAACUUGCCCACAUGAAGCUCUUCCAGUUGUUCAACAGUUUCUUCAGGAAUUGCAAAUACAUCAGAAUAUGGAUUCAAUUCAGUUAUUUGCUGUUCUAGCUAUUGGAGAAAUUGGAAAACAUAUAGAUCUCUGCAGUAUAUCAAAUUUGAAAACUACUCUCUUGGAUGCAUUUACAUCACAAAGUGAGGAAGUUAAAUCAGCUGCAUCAUUUGCUUUAGGUAGUGUUGCCAUUGGUAACUUACAAGAAUACUUACCAUUUAUUCUUCAGGAGAUUGAAGCACAACCUAAACGCCAAUAUCUUCUUUUACAUUCUUUGAAGGAAGUUAUUAGUUGCCAAUCUGCUAGUCCAGCAUCUGUUGAAACUCUUCAACCAUUUGUAGAAGCUAUUUGGCACAUGUUGUUUAAUCAUUGUGAAUGUACAGAAGAAGGAACAAGGAAUGUUGUAGCAGAAUGUCUCGGAAAACUAACAUUAAUAGAUCCACCAAAUCUUUUGCCUAAAUUAAAAUCUUACCUAAAUGCAGAAUCGCCAUUAGCAAGAAGUACAGUGGUAACAGCUAUGAAAUUUACAAUAUCAGAUCAGCCUCAAAUUAUUGAUGUUUUGUUACGAAAUUGCAUCGGAGAUUUUCUCAGGACGUUACAAGAUCCUGAUCUUAAUGUGAGACGUGUAGCACUUGUUGCAUUUAAUUCUGCAGCUCACAACAAGCCAUCCUUGGUGAGGGACUUGCUGGAUUGCAUUCUUCCGCAAUUAUAUAAUGAAACUAAAGUUAGGAAAGAGCUAAUUAGAGAAGUAGAAAUGGGUCCCUUCAAGCAUACUGUAGAUGAUGGUUUGGACAUUAGAAAGGCUGCCUUUGAAUGCAUGUACACACUUUUAGAUUCUUGUAUAGAUCGAUUAGAUAUAUUUGAAUUUUUGAACCAUGUAGAGAAUGGACUGAGAGAUCAUUAUGACAUUAAAAUGCUCACCUAUCUUAUGUUAGUUAGGCUAGCAACACUUUGUCCUUCAGCAAUUUUGCAGAGGUUAGAACAGCUUGUGGAACCUCUUAGAAAUACAUGUACCAGCAAAGUCAAGCCAAAUGCUGUUAAACAAGAAUUUGAAAAACAAGAUGAAUUAAAGAGGUCUGCCAUGAGAGCAUUUGCUGCAUUAAUGGCAAUUCCUGAUGCAGAUAAGAAUCCUCCUAUGAAUGAGUUCCUGUCUCAGAUCAAAUCCACUCCCGAACUUCAAGCCUUAUUUGACAGCAUUCAGAAAGACAGUUCAGCUAACGUUACAGAUUCUUCCUCUUUGAUGGAUAUCAGUUAGGAUUAGGAUGAUUUUGUUUAAUAUUGAAUUGCAUUAAUGAAAAUAUUGUAUCUUAUAGAUUUUUUUUAUUGAACCAUCUACAUUUCUGCAAUUGUAAAAUUAGCUAUUGUAGCAUAUCCGUUGGAAAACUAAUUUCUUGCAAUUUAAUUUAAUCUAAAAGCAGCAAUAUUCUUCAGUUACCUUUUUAUUAUGUAAUAAGAACAUUAUCUAAAGUUAUUAAUAAUAAAAUUACAAAUACUAA